Molecule: messenger RNA, 201 nt
Organism: Acaulospora colombiana
Lineage: Eukaryota; Fungi; Glomeromycota; Glomeromycetes; Diversisporales; Acaulosporaceae
Source: the annotation of a GenBank genome assembly
AAUGCCAAGAUUCACCAAAAAAUGGUACUCAUUAAGUAUUUUAAUUUGGAUAAGAUAAAAAUUGAUGAGAAGUAUUAUUUGAAAACUGUUAUCACUAUGUUGAGAAGAAUGAUCAAUUAUUACGAUCAAUUUCAAACAAAUGAAAAGGAUUAUGAGACAUGUGAUAAGUUAUCACAAAAGAAGGCAGAGAAAUAUUUGUGA